This is a messenger RNA of Orbilia oligospora ATCC 24927, 1983 nucleotides long. RefSeq lists its product as uncharacterized. The record is from RefSeq and is a predicted model, not a curated record. Lineage: Eukaryota; Fungi; Ascomycota; Orbiliomycetes; Orbiliales; Orbiliaceae. Gene Ontology annotation, biological process: protein O-linked glycosylation. Bases 1 to 1983 code for a protein of 660 amino acids. Gene Ontology annotation, molecular function: alpha-1,3-mannosyltransferase activity. Gene Ontology annotation, cellular component: Golgi apparatus. The transcript is spliced from 2 exons.
AUGGCGAAGCCAUUGUCAUUGUUCUCGAGCCCCCCUCCUCCUAAAGAGGGGAGAUAUCAUUCGCAACAGUACAUGGAAAAGAGGAAAAAUUUCGUCUUCAAGCUGAUUGCUGGCGCUCUAGCUCUAGCGUUGACUUAUUUUCUAUAUAUCUCCACAACAGACCCGAAAACGGCUUCUCGUCACACCGAGCGCGCGAAGGCUUUCCUAGGAAAACCAGGCCCCAAUGCGAUAGCAACGGCAGAUACAAUUGUCCCGGCUGUAACGGUCAAAUCUGAAUCGGUCGCCCCGAAACCGGCCGGCGAGGUUGAGGCCGGCCCGGUUGAAGCUACCAAUGCUGAUGUCGAAGAGGAGCACAUACUUGUCCAGAAGCCGAAACAAACGACAACCUACGAAAAACCGAAGGUUGAUCUCGCGGAUGAAAACAAACCUGCAGGGAAAGCUAAAUACGGGAACAAGCCGAAGGAUGAAGACGUGCAUUCCCGGAAAUCCAAACAAUCUCUUUCAAAACCCCAAAAUGCAGAUUUCAAAAGAGCGCUCGAUCGUAUCUUUGAGCUGCUUCCCGAUGAGAUGCAUGUUCGAGAACUUCUACGCCCAAUCGACGGUACCGGAAAGGAGAAGCUUCGGGAAACUGGCCUUCGCGCAAGAGCAUUUAAGACCUUUUUCGAAGCAUGGGAGAAACUCCAUGUAGUUAUCGGAGAAGACGAAGCUUAUGUCAGGGAUGAUAUCGUCCAAGAACUUCGCAGGGAUAAGUCGAUUGAAAAUAUUGCGCAAACUAUCCACCAGUAUGAGGCCUAUCGUGGAUUUUUACAGCGAUUCGCCACUCUUCUCUUCCCAUACUUCUCGCCAUAUUUCGCUGACCAUAUGAGUCUACAUGCUCAAAUGUAUAAAGGCGGACGUGGUAUCGUUCUCUCUGCGGGUGACGGCCAAGCUCCAUUCUUGCUCACCUCCAUUCCAUCCUUCAGGAAGCUCGGGUGCAAGUUACCAAUCGAAAUCAUGUAUCUUGGUGAUAGCGACCUUAGUGAGGACUACCGGGCUGAACUCGAACAGUUCGAGGGUGUCGUUACCCGAGAUAUCUCCGCCAUGGUCAGCGAUGAUGGCUGGAGACUUGCUGGAUGGGCCGCGAAGCCAUUUGCCAUGUUGCUUUCUAGUUUUCGAGAAGUCAUAUUCAUUGACGCAGAUUCCUUGUUUUUCAAGAACCCAGAAAUCCUCUUCGAAGAUGAAGAAUAUAAAAAGUACGGCGCACUGUUUUUCAAAGAUAGAAUCAUUAUGCCCGAGAACAAGAAGAGGUGGUUGCAACAAAUCAUUCCAAAGCCGAUUUCGAGGAACGUCCGCCAGACCCGCCUCUGGACCGGUGAGAGUGGACAUCAACAAGAAUCUGGUGUCGUUGUUGUCGACAAAUGGAGGCACUUUGUUUCUAUGAUGAUGGUCACUAGAAUGAACGGCCCAGACCGUGACGGUAACGAGUCGAAGGGUAUUGUCGGUGUCUACGACUUGGUUUAUGGUGACAAGGAAACUUUCUGGAUAGGAUGGGAGCUUGUUGGUGACACCGAAUACGCGUUCCACUCAGGUGACGCAGGUAUCAUGGGAGAACUCAAAGAACAGCCUCCUAAACCGACUGAAAGCACCCCCCCUCCAGCAGAAGGGGAAACCCCACCACCUGAAAAGUUCACGAUCUGUGCACCACAGCUCCUCCAUCUUGACCGGGAUGGAAAGCCUUUGUGGUUCAAUGGUUGGAUCCUGAACAACAAGUUCGAGGAGAAGAAGAAGCAACGAAAAGCAAACAACUUUCAGUUCUAUCUCCGAGAAAAUCCAAAGCCGGAUUUAGAUACUAUCGGAGGACAAGACCAAUGGCAACUCCAGGAGAACAAUAUUUGCUGCUUGACAACGAAUCAAAAUUCCCAGUUCAGCUCAGAGGAGACUGGCACUCUGACUAUGAUUCUAGAUUUGGCAUAUAAAGCCGGCGCAUACGGUAAAGGUAAAUAG